GGGGGGGGCUGCGAGCUGGUUGUGUAUUGCAAUGAUUUUGUCGUUGAAGGAUAGAAAUGAGUUGCAUUUGCUGGUGGUGAAGGAGGUGGAGAUGGUGUCCAUGGGCUUAAGGAGUUUGUUGAUGGCGGAGAAAAGCGUUUUGGGAUUGUUGGAGCCAGAUUGGAUGAUGGAGGAGUAGUGAGAGGAGCGAGCGGUGUUCAGGGCAUCUUUAUAUUGUUGUUGGUGGAGUUUGAAGGCAUCAAGGUGAACAGUAAGUCCAGUUUUGUUGGCAAGACGUUCCAGUUGACGGCCCUGCACUUUGAGGAGGCGAAGUCGGUCAGUGUACCAGGGGGCGGAGUGGGUGAAGGAGAUGAGUUUGGAUUUUUUUGGGGGUGAUGACGUCAAGACAGGAGGAGAGUGCAUCAUUAUAGUACUUGACCAGGGCAGUGGGGGAGGCAGUCGAAAUGGGGGCAGAGACAGUGGCAGCUAAGGUGGAGGAGAGCGAGGGGAUGUUGAGUUGAUAGAUCCAGCUACCUAUCCUCCCCUACAGCUUGAUGCAGCAGGUGUUAUUAGCUUCAUGGAGGAAGGGGAUCUGAACCUCUCUAAUGUCAGUGUGUGUCUGUGAUAUGGCAGUAGCACUCAAAUAUUUGGAGCUACCGAGUUUAUUGUAACUUUUUGGGAGACUAAAAUAUGUCUUAUUCAGCGUUCUGUUGUACUUAGCUUCACCCUCUCGUGUCAUUUCUGGUUGCAAAAAACCAAGAUGGCGACGGCCAAAAUGUUCAGACUCAAGGCUUCAGAACCAAAGUCCACAUGCCAUUGGGGGACAUCGCAGAGACUACGUCCACUUAGUUUAUACAGUCUAUGGUCAUGGCCCUGCCUUCUGACCACAUUUUAGAAAAAAAAACAACUUUUUUUAAAGUUCCUCUUAAUUUUUGGAUCAAGCCAAAUUGUUGACAUAUGUUGGGAUUUUAAUGUGACAAAUAAUUCUUCUCUUAUCUUACAAAAUUAUGCAAUUUUUUUGUGAAUGGGGCAUCCUGUCACUUUAUAAUAUUUUCUGAUAUCUGAUGUGCACACAGUAACAAAAACAACAACCAUGCCGCACCAGAGCUCUAACCCCGGGCUAAACAAGACCAGAUGUGAGCAAGGAACAUGGUCUCUUUAUUCCCUCGUGCCGUGGGUUUGCUCGUGGGGCAGGACAAAUUGAUCUCAGAGAGAGCUAUUUGAAAACUAUUGUGGAGUGCACUUUGUUCCUCAAGGCAAUUCUUCUUUCUCUCCUGCUCUCUCUUUUUCUUGCUCCAUGUAGUAAAAGCUAAGACAAGUGAAUACUCCGAGAUGUUGUGACCCAGUUAUUGAGGACUGGACUGCCUGAUCCAUUUAGUCCUCAUGUGGAUGCUGACGUGUGCAGCUAAGGUAGAAAGUGGAAAGAUGAAACUAGAGUGAGUGUGAUGUAGAAACAAGUCCAACAGUCAAAGCCCUACAAGCUGCCUUGCUUUGUUCAUCACAGCUCAUCAAGGUUUUGGAGAAAAAUUGACAGCUCACUACUGAUCUCACUACUCUUGUCAUACCUUACCUGUAGUGAGGUUGAAAGUAUAAAGAUUGUCAACAACAUGAGUAGAAAAGUUCCAAAGUUUCUGAAAUGAAGAAGGGUUAAUCGUCUGUAGAGCGUAGGGUUUUUCUGUAAAUUCCGCAGUUGUCUGCCCUGAAAGAUUUUGAUAUUUGCCGCACAUAGGUGAAACGUUUGUCAGGAUGGUGCCUCUCGUGGAAAAGAUCAGCUUGCUGGAUUACUUAUUCUUAAGGUACUUUUGAGCAUAUCUCUGGUAAUUGCAAGAUUAACAGUGGUGCUUUUGUUUUGUUUCUUGUUGAGAAACUCAGAUCUUUGGAUUAAAUCAACAAACCGCUUACUCUACAAAAUCUUUUAUCAGUGUUUGGCGACUGAGAAUUUCAUUGGUCGUGGACAGCCCUAAUAUCUUGUCAUGGAGGAGUCUCUAUCAAGGAGCACUUUUGACCUGAUGGUCAGCGCUACGGGAAAAGUAGUUUUGUUGGAUUGCUCCAGGAAACGUCAAGGCAUCACCAUAAUCAUUACGACUCAUGAUCCGAGGUAGAUCUCUGAAAAGCCCUCCGCAUCGCUCAAGGAGUUCUUUAUUAAUCCCUCAUUCACUUUAUACACUCUGCUGUUAAAAACACUCACACGCAUGCACACACAGGACUAGGGGUGGGACUGUGUAGGAUUUUAGCACGGGUUGCGAACAAGCAGUUGGGGGUGUCGGUGCCUUACUUAAAGGCACCUUGGCAGUGUGGUAGGCAGGGUUACAAAAGUGGACCAAAUCUUGCCACAUAUCUAGCUUGCUACAUAGUUACAUUAAUGGAACGAUAUGAAUAUAACAACAAAACACAAACACAGGCUGAAUAAAUGGACUGAAAGUCAUGCUGACAUUGUCAUACACUACAGGAGCAAGGAUAUAAACAGACAUUUGAUGUUUGUGUAAGUUUCAAUAUGCAAGUCAUUCUAAAGUGACUCCAUCUGUCUUUGUGUCCACCCACAGGAGCAAGAGGACCCCAACAAGCUGGCCACCAGCUGGCCCGACUACUACAUCGACCGCAUCAACUCCAUGGCUGCUAUGCAGACCCUGUUUGCCUUCGAUGAGGAGGAAAUGGAAAUGAGAAACAAGGUGGUGGAAGAUCUAAAGACAGCACUUCGGACUCAGCCGAUGAGGUUCGUCACACGCUUCAUCGAGCUUGACGGCCUCACCUGCCUCCUCAACUUCCUGCGCAGCAUGGACUACGAGACGUCCGAGAGCCGAGUCCACACCUCCGUCAUCGGCUGCAUCAAGGCUCUGAUGAACAACUCGCAGGGCCGCGCGCACGUCCUUGCCCACCCGCAGAGCAUCAACACCAUAUCGCAGAGCCUGCGGACGGAGAACAUCAAGACCAAAGUGGCGGUGCUGGAGAUCCUCGGGGCGGUGUGCCUGGUGCCCGACGGCCACAAGAAGGUGCUGCAGGCCAUGGCGCACUACCAGAAGUACGCUGCAGAGAGGACCCGCUUUCAGAUGCUGCUGAAUGAGCUGGACAAGAGCACAGGCCGCUACAGAGACGAGGUCAACCUAAAGACUGCCAUCAUGUCCUUCAUCAACGCUGUGCUCAACGCCGGAGCCGGAGAGGACAACCUUGAGUUCCGCCUCCACCUGAGGUACGAGUUCCUGAUGUUGGGCAUCCAGCCGGUCAUCGACAAGCUCCGGGAGCACGAGAACGCCACUCUGGAUCGGCAUUUGGACUUCUUUGAGAUGGUGCGGAAUGAGGAUGACUCCGAGUUGGCCAAAAGGUUUGAUACGACCCACGUAGAUACUAAGAGUGCUGGGGCCAUGUUCGAGCUGAUCAAGAAGAAGCUGAGCCACACAGACGCCUACCCCAACCUCAUCUCCAUCCUCCAGCACUGCCUGCAGAUGCCCUAUAAACGAGGCGGUGGCAGCCUGCAGCACUGGCAGCUCUUAGACCGGAUCCUCCAGCAGUUAGUCCUCCAGGACGACAAGGGAGAGGACCCGGACGCCGCCCCUCUGGACAACUUCAGCGUGAAGAACAUCAUUCGCAUCCACGGCUUCCACCGAUCCUCAAGGUUGGUCAAUGAGAACGAGGUGAAGCAGUGGCGCGACCAGGCAGAGAAGUUCAGGAAAGAUCACGUCGAGCUGCUGGGUAAACUAGAGCGGAAGGAACGAGAGUGCGAGACCAAGACCCAGGAGAAGGAGGACAUGAUGAAGACUUUGAACAAGAUGAAGGACAAACUCCAGCGCGAGGGAGUGGAGCUGCGCUCAGCCAAGGAGCAAGUCCAGGACCUGUCCUCGCGCAUUAAUGACGUUUCUGGCAUCAGUGUUUCUUUCCCGCCUCCUCCUACUCCCGGCGGCCCCACGGCUCCGCCUCCACCACUUAUGAUGGGCUUUCCUCCGCCUCCUCCUCCGCUACCGUUCAGCUGCCCACCUCCUCCGCCACCUCCUCCUCCACUGGGAGCCCCUCCGAUUUUCGGAGCCCCGCCUCCUCCCAUUCCCUCUUCAUUCAACUCGGCGGCCAGUAUGCGCUCCAAAUCCAUCCCUCAGCCUUCACAUCCACUCAAGUCCUUCAACUGGGCCAAACUAGGAGAGAAUGUGAUCAACAGCACCAUCUGGAAUGACAUCGACGACCUGAGAGCUUUCAAGAUUCUUGACCUCAAGGACAUCGAGAAGAUGUUUUCAGCCUAUCAGAGACAGCAGGACCUGCUCACUAACCAAUCCUUCAAGCAGAAGGAGACAGGCUCUAUGGACGACAUAUACGUCAGCACGCGGAAGGUCAAAGAGCUGUCGGUCAUCGACGGCAGACGUGCGCAGAACUGCAUCAUCCUUCUCUCAAAGUUAAAAAUGAGCAAUGAAGAGAUCAAGAGGGCCAUCCUGGAGAUGGAUGAGAGGGAAGAGCUGGCCAAAGAUAUGCUGGAGCAGCUGCUGAAGUUUGUCCCAGAGAAAAGUGACAUUGAUCUGUUGGAGGAGCACAAACAUGAGCUGGAGAGGAUGGCCCGGGCCGAUCGCUUCCUCUUUGAAAUGAGCAGAAUUGACCACUACCAGCAGAGACUGCAGGCUCUGUUCUUCAAGAAGAAGUUUGCAGAGCGUCUGGCGGAAACCAAGCCUAAGGUUGAAGGUAAGGACAAACUCACCAGAGGCCACAAAAACACUUAAAUAAGGCCGGCACUAUUCUAUGUUUCUCUUUUUGUUAACAAAGAAAUUGAUGACAAUAACAAGUAUUGUCUGCUGAAGCCUGAUAUGUCCUGUUCCUCUGUGCCACAGAGCUCCAUUUUUGUCCAGAAACUAUUAAAAAUAGUCACUCACAAUCAAUGAGCCACACUGUUGUUCCUUCAUUAGCAUGAACACACAUAUUUAUUUUGUCUCAAUCCAACAUGUACUGUCCUGCUGCCACAAAUACUCACUAGUGCACCAAAUGGGUAUCAAUCCGUGGCUGAAAAAAGUCCCCAACAAAUGGUGCAAAUUGGGCACAUUACAAUAAUUAACGCCCCCCAAAAUUGUCAUAUAAGCAGGCGGCACCUCCGCUUCUGAUAAGGGAAGCCAAUGCGAAAGCACAUUAAACCUGCAUUCUCUCUACUGGCCAUCGGGGGGCGACUCCUCUGGUUGCAAAAAGAAGUCUGAUUGUGUAGAAGCCUAUGAGAAAUUGACUCUACGAGUUCAUGGUCCUAGUUUGGGGAUGUCCAGAUCCCAUCUCAUCUGUUUAAAACAUUUAGUUGAAUGAUCAGUAUCGGCUAAUGAGCUACACCGAGCCUGAUCCCAUCCCUUGUUUUCACAUCAGCUGUCACACGGAUGUUUUCACUCGCGAAGCAUACAUGUUGAGCUGAUGUGUGUGUAAGAGGCUCAGGAGCUAAACUCGGGGGGAAAAAAGCACCACACACAAUAAACGGCAACAUAUUUUUUUUUAACCUAAUUUAUGUGUAUUCAUUUUAUUUCGUCCCUGAGUGGAAAGUCUGCGGGCAGAGCCCCGCGAGCAAAAGGUCAAUGAGAGGGAUUUAUUAAUGCGACUCACGCAAAAGAUGUAAAUCCGACGGAAAUACACACGUAUACAAGUCGUUCAGGU
Anarrhichthys ocellatus (wolf-eel) is the source of this 5577-nucleotide messenger RNA. RefSeq names its product disheveled-associated activator of morphogenesis 2-like. Lineage: Eukaryota; Metazoa; Chordata; Actinopteri; Perciformes; Anarhichadidae. Gene Ontology annotation, biological process: positive regulation of canonical Wnt signaling pathway; regulation of non-canonical Wnt signaling pathway; actin cytoskeleton organization. The record is from RefSeq and is a predicted model, not a curated record. The transcript has 18 exons. The coding region runs from base 2589 to 4673 and encodes 694 amino acids. Gene Ontology annotation, molecular function: actin binding; small GTPase binding.